AUGGAGGACCGCAAAUGGAGGACUGCGAGAGGCAGGCUGGCUGGCGUGCGCGACCCGAAUGAAUGUCAAACUUCGGGUCAAUCGUGUUGCCGCGACGAUCUUGUCUCGGCGUUUGGCGACAACCACAACCUUGUGACUGUUGGCCCGGCGAUCCACGCGGUGCCCGACAUAAAUACACAACCUGCUUGUUCUCUCCUCUCAAGUAUCCUCUGGCGCCUUUAUCGUCUUCUGCUUCUAUCUCUACUCGACUGGAUUUUCUAUCUCAUCAUGGAUUCCGGAACAUAUCGCUUCGCUGUCCUCUUCAUGACAAUCUUCAUGUUCGGGGCGGCAUUCGCAUCAUUCCAACUCGCGUCUGACGUCGGGCGCAAUGGCGAUAUGCAUUCUUGUUUUAUGUAUAUCUCCUGCGGCUUUACUUGCAUCUACUUUUUCGUCGGUCUGCUCUCAAUUCAUGUUCAGCUCGAGAUGGAUCCCUCUGCUAUGGACCAUUUGGAUCGAAAUGGCCCCAAUGGGCCUCCUGGUCCGGGUCCCAACCCCGGGGGACGAGCACAACCACCCAAUGGCCAUUCCUCGCAACCUCCACGCCGCGGCCCUGGGCGUGGAGGGUCCUGGACAUCCUCACGUUCCUCCGAAUCUACCCUUCUCUCCAGUUCUGGUCGAUACAGUCGUUCACUCUUGCUCAUGAUCGUGCUAAUCGCAAUCAUGUAUUUCCAGUUUGUUUCAUCCCGUGGUAAUGAAUACUUCUGCGAGAUUGACGAGGACUACUUGACCGAUCGUUUUAACCUCACCGGCUUGAAUACCGAGGUUUCGUACUACCAGUACGCUCUUGAUCUUGUGACCGACGUUUUCGAUCUUGAUGCAGACGACGAUCUGCGUGAGCAAAUCGAGAAGUCUGCCCGUCACCUCUAUGGCUUGGUUCAUGCCCGGUACAUUGUUACGACUCGUGGUCUUGCCAAAAUGCUUGAAAAAUACAAGAAGAGUGACUUUGGAAAAUGCCCCCGUGUGAUGUGUGAUGGACAUGCGCUGCUUCCUCUCGGCGAGUCUGAUCUUCCGAAUAUCAGCACCGUCAAGCUGUACUGCCCCAAGUGUGAGGACAUCUACAACCCCAAGUCAUCACGUCACUCGUCCAUCGAUGGUGCAUACUUCGGUACCUCAUUCCACUCUAUCCUUUUCCAGGUCUAUCCGGCCCUGAAUCCCGAGAAGAGCAGUCGUCGUUACGAACCCCGGAUCUACGGUUUCAAGGUGCACGCCGCAGCUGCACUUGCUCGUUUCCAGGAUAACCAGCGUGAGGAUCUCAAGUGGCGUCUUGCCGAGGUUGAUAUCAACCACAGGUUCAUCGAGGAUAGCGAAAGCGACGACGAUGCGUUCGAGUAUGAUGAAGAUUAUGCCGAAGGUCGCGCGGAGCCAGCCACAAACGACAAGCUCCUCGGUGACGCAGCUUCCGCUCGCAUGAACGUCGCCAAGUAA
Messenger RNA from Penicillium samsonianum, 1464 nucleotides. Its product is annotated as casein kinase II subunit beta. Gene Ontology annotation, molecular function: protein kinase regulator activity. NCBI's taxonomy places the organism in Eukaryota, Fungi, Ascomycota, Eurotiomycetes, Eurotiales, Aspergillaceae. The transcript is spliced from 2 exons. Bases 1 to 1464 code for a protein of 487 amino acids. The record is from RefSeq and is a predicted model, not a curated record. Gene Ontology annotation, cellular component: protein kinase CK2 complex; cytoplasm.